Molecule: messenger RNA, 1516 nt
Organism: Orbicella faveolata
Lineage: Eukaryota; Metazoa; Cnidaria; Anthozoa; Scleractinia; Merulinidae
Biological process (GO): endosome transport via multivesicular body sorting pathway
Cellular component (GO): vesicle membrane; plasma membrane; cytoplasm
Molecular function (GO): phosphatidylserine binding; calcium-dependent phospholipid binding; calcium ion binding
Source: RefSeq, a predicted model, not a curated record
AAAUGUGUCAGAAUAAUCAAAUGUUAUUUCCAUGGCAAUAUUGAAAACUUGCGCUGCACUACCUGACGUGAUAAGUGGAUUCAAACUCAAUGCUGUUAAUCUAUGAAAUUCAUUUCAAAGUUGUCUCCGAAUCUCCGAUCGAGUUACAAAUCCAAGACCAAAAAUGUUCUUAUCUGAGAGAUCAGCUAGAUCAGCGAGAUGAACUAAACCCACUCUGCAUCUAAUCCGCUAAGGAAGGUCUGAGGAGCUCCCCACAAUGACGUCACUGCAUUCUUACCGGAAUGGUGGAUUUCCACCAGCUAAUAAAUUACUGGAUAAGAUUUGGCAUCAUGAAGACUAUAAGCGACACAAGAAAAAGUUAAAAAACGUAAAGCCUUUUCUUGAAAUUACACCGCCGAAGGAACAUCAGCAUCUUCAGUUGUCUGUCAAAAAAAUGCAGAUGCAGCAAGAGAGACAAGCUGCCAUUGAUCGGCAAAACCAAGUUAUUGUUACUCAGCUGAUGAAAAUCAAGCAAUCCCCUGCCAGAGUUGACAACUGGAAUACGCAGUGGAAGCCAAGCAAUGACAGGUUGAAAAGUUUCCGGGACAGAAAACAAAGAAGAAUUAAACUGGAAAAUGAGAAACAGCUUGAGAGACUGAGGAACAUUCAACCAUAUUAUGACACAGACAAAUGGGAAAAAGAUUAUAAAAAGCAUCAGUACUACUUAUGGCUGCUCGAUGGAGGAACCAAAGAAUAUGACGAAAUUGAAGACGAAGAUGAGGAAGGCGAAAGCGACGACGAAGAAAGAGAUAAACUGCCUCCUGUCGACAGCCCAGAUGGCGAGAAAGGCGGCGAGAAAAACGUAAAAAAGAAAAAGGAGGAGCAAGUGAAGUUACCGCCCAUUGAUGGAAAGAAGAAAGGCAAAGAUGGCGCCAAGAAAAAAGACGAAUAUCCAGAGCAUGUUGUGAUAAUGGAUGCCGAGGACAUUCACAAAGCCAUUGAAGAGAACGACAAAGAAAAGAUUCUUCAAAUCCUGGGUAGAGUCUCUGAAAAGAAGAAAUUGGAUAAAUUAAAACAAAAGUACAAAGAGCUUUACGAUAAGGAUUUGAUGGAGGAAGUCAAACCAAAACUAGACGAAGAAAUGCAGGACAUUUUGGAUUGCCUGGGUUCCGGUGCAGAGGAAGACGCUACAAAGCUAUACGAAGCCAUGAAGGGACUGGGAACCGAUGAAGACAUUUUGAUUGAAAUCCUGUGCACGCGGACAAACACGGAGCUGAGUGAUAUUCGAGCCGCUUACAGCAGAAAAUACGACAACUCACUAGAGACAGACCUGAAAGGAGACACAAGCGGUGACUUGGAGACUUUACUUGUCGAACUUAGCAAGGUACUAGCUACAAUUACUGUAAAAACGAAUGCAAAGAAGGGAGCGGGUGUGGCCAGUUGGGGAACUGACGAAGGAAAGUUUAUUCGUAUUUUCACUCAAAGAAGCCGUCCACAACUUGGUGCAACAUUCCCAGAGUACAAGAAAGUGAGUUAG